AUGGCUGAAAGGGCACCGGUCUCUGCCGAGGACACGCUAGUUCGUUAUGAUAACCCUGUGUUGGUUACUAAACAAGCAGAGAGACCUGUGGCUCCAAGUUCCAACGUAUCAGCACAACCAUGUAUCCCGACAGAAGCCAAACGAGAAACCGAAGAAAUUCUAAACGCUAUUCUGCCGCCCAAAGAAUGGGAAGAAGAAGGACAGAUAUGGACACAAAAGAUUUCCUCAACUCCAGCGACGAGGUUAGACGUGAUAAACCUACAAGAGAUGUUGGACACGCGCCUGCAGCAGCGGCAGGCGCGGGAGACCGGCAUCUGUCCCGUGCGACGCCAGCUCUACACGCAGUGUUUCGAUGAACUUAUACGACAGGUGACAAUAAACUGCGGUGAAAGGGGUCUCCUCCUGCUAAGGGUACGCGACGAAGCGAGGAUCACCAUGGAAGCGUAUCAGACCCUGUACUGCAGUUCCAUCGCAUUUGGCAUGAGGAAAGCGUUACAGUCGGAGCAAGGUAAGUCGGACCUGAUGGACCAAGUAGCCAAGCUAGAAGCGGACAGAUCAUCGCUGGAGAAGUUGUGUUCAGAACUGAAGCAGAAGACGGAGCAACUGGAACGGCGCGCGGCCGAGCUGCGCGCCGCCGAGGAGAAGCGACACCAGGAGGAACUGUUAGCGUUGAAGAAGACCAACGCACAGUUGAAGGCACAACUGGAGGGCAUCAUCGCACCCAAGAAAUAA
Pectinophora gossypiella (pink bollworm) is the source of this 732-nucleotide messenger RNA. RefSeq names its product putative inner dynein arm light chain, axonemal (gene Dnali1). Lineage: Eukaryota; Metazoa; Arthropoda; Insecta; Lepidoptera; Gelechiidae. The record is from RefSeq and is a predicted model, not a curated record. Gene Ontology annotation, molecular function: dynein heavy chain binding. Bases 1 to 732 code for a protein of 243 amino acids. The transcript is spliced from 6 exons. Gene Ontology annotation, cellular component: axoneme; filopodium.